UUGUUUCCAUGGCAACCCGGGGGUUGCCUUCUUCGCGCUUACGAGUGUCGUCUACGUUUGCUUUGGCGACGCCGCUAAAUUUCCGUGCCUGUCGGCUACCCCUAGCAGGAAAGCGAGUGUUUUCCAUUGUGCGUUCGAGUGUCAAGCGUCUCCCCUUUGCUGCCGUCCAAGGUGAAGGAAGGAAGCCAAGAUGGACGGAACGCAGCAGGUCAGCCUGCAGGUGGCAGGUUCCUUCAAAGCUUUCCUCAUGAAGAGCAGCAGCAAGAGCAACUUAAACCUGUACGACCACCUUUCUCGCCUGCUGAUGCGCGUGAUCGAGGAGCGUCCUCACGACGUGGUGGACGUGAUGGAGGACCUAAGUCACGAUGUGAAGCUGCGCCUUUACUUGGACACGCAGAACAGCCUCCAGGACCUCCAGCAGACCACCGCUGCCGAGGAGUUGGCAGAGCAGCAAAAGGUUCUCUUUGUCAGGCAUGAGGACGCCCCCGAGCAUGAAUUCGAGUUGGAGUCGGCCCUUCCUAACGUGAGCGAGAUCGCAUACUUCCUGGAGCAGGCGGGCGUGGGCCUGGGCCGCGAAGAGAUGCAACGGGUGUUCCUGGCCCUCAAGCAGCUGGUGUCGUCCUACACUAUGCAGCGGUGUCGCCUGUGGGGCAAAAUUCUGGGCAUUGAAAGGAGCUACAUCAUUGCCGAGGCUGAGUUCGCAGAGGGCGAGGAGGAGGACGAGGAUGGGCCCGAGGAGGUGGCUGACGACGAGGCCCGGGAGAUUGACGCCAAGGAAAAAGCCGAGCGUGAGAUGGAUCCCCUCCCCCAGUCGACGUACAAAGCUCCACCCGUGGUUCCCAAGGAGGCCAAAGGAACCGGAGCCAACAAGUUUGUGUACUUUGUGUGCAACGAGGCGGGCCUGCCGUGGACCAAGUUGCCGUCUGUCACGCCGGCCCAGAUCACGGUGGCCCGCCAGAUCCGCAAGUUCUUCACGGGCAGGCUGGAUGCCCCCAUUGUUAGCUACCCGCCCUUCCCAGGCAACGAGGCCAACUACCUGCGGGCGCAGAUUGCCCGCAUCUCAGCCGGCACGCAGAUUAGCCCGCAGGGCUUUUACCAGGCCAUCGAGGAGGAAGGCGCCGAGGAGGAGGGCUCCUCUGAGGAUGGCAUCGAAGAGAACCCCGAGUACGAGGGUGUCCCCGUCGGGGAGCUGGUAGACUCCUUGUCCUCGUGGGUGCAUCACACGCAGCACAUCCUGCAGCAGGGCCGCUGCACCUGGGUGAACUUGGCCGUGAAGACAGAAGACGAGUCCAACGAGGAGGAGGGUGAGGAGGUCGAGGAGGACCCUGACGAGCCCGAGCCCGAGGUGGGCCCCCCACUGCUCACGCCGCUCUCCCAGGACGCAGAAAUCUUCGAGACGGUUCCUUGGAGCUCCAGCCUGUCGUCCACGCUCACCUCCCAGCACGCCAUCGCCAUCAUGCGCUCCAACUGCUGGCCGGGGUCAUGUGCCUACGCUUACGCUAAGAAGUUUGAGAACAUCUAUGUGGGCUGGGGGCUGAAGUACCCGGGUGACGGCUACAGCCCACUACUCCCGCCCGCGCCCCAGAGUGAGUACCCCAGUGCCCCCGAGAUCACCGAGGACGUGGACCCCACUGUGGAGGAGGAGCAGGCCCUGCAGGAUGCGCUGGACGAGAAGCAGGCGGCCGAGGAGGCUGAGGAGGGAGACUCGGACGAGGAACAGGAUGAGGAGGACGACUGAGGCCGUCACGCUUAAACGUCGCAAACGUCAACCAUCGGUUUAAUUUUGAUUGUGUUUUAUUUAAUAAUGGCGGGAAUUUUUUAAAAUUGUUCUGCUUUUUAGAUUUUUACAAAUAGACACACCGAAAUAUCUUAAUUCUUUAUGAACUGAUACACAUAUAACAGAUACUAUGGUCGUUACAAUCUUUAACAGAUAAUAACCGACAUUUGUUUAAAUUUAAUAUUAAAUCGGAAGCUUUAGAGAAAUCGUCAAUAAAUUGUAGGGCGAUUGGCGGCUGACUUGUGUUUUUAAGAAAAAUUGUAGUGUCAUCUGCCAGUUGACUAAUGACAAUCUCUUUGUCCGCUAUAGAUAUUGCUUUCAUGGCAUUAUUAGAGAUUUGAGAUGCAAGAAUUUGGGUACAUAGCAAAAAAAGAUAAGAACUCAUUGAGCAUCCCUGGCGUAUGCCUCGAUGAAGACAGAAACGAGAUGUUGUGCCGGUUUUCAUUGUAUUAGAGCUAUUUGUGUACAAGUACAAAUUCUUGACAAGCAUUGCAAAACACAAAACCAAAUUAUUAGUGUGACAAAUAUAAAAUUGUGCUCAAUUGUGUCAAAGGCUUUGUAGAAAGGACACAUUAAUUGUCAACUACCAGCUCUGAGUAGUCCAAAAUGUCCAAGGAAAGUCAGAUGUUAUUGGGGAUGUGUCUAUUUGUCAUAAAUCCAGAUUGGCAUCUAUAAUGGUGUCUAAAACUUGUUUCAUUCGCCUGGCUAGCAAUAAGGCUAUUAUUUUGUAAACAUUGUUUAAGAGACUUAUUGGCCUCCAACUAUCAAUGGCGAGUAAAUCCUUUUUGGUCUUAGGAAUUAAGGUAAUAAACAGAGAUGGGACCAAGUCACACAUGUGCAAGUCUCAAGUGAGUCUCAAGUCUUAACCUUCAAGUCUCAAGUAAGUCCCAAGUCAUUUUUUUCUUGGGUAAGUCAAGUCCUUAAAUAGGUCAAGUCAAGUCCAAUUCAAGUCACCUUAUUAUUGCAAUUUUACCCGCAGAAUCUGAUUUUAGUAACGUGAAAAGACAAGAUGUAAGUAACUUUAAGUAACCAUCAUUGUCCAAUGUGUCUAACCUGUUUAAAAAAAUAUGACAAUAAUUCGGAUUUGCACUGUAAUUACUGAUAUUGAGUCAAAUACACCAUGGAAUCAAACAAAAAAGAAAUUACCUCAUACAAUGAUUGACAGCUCAAUCUAAACAAAUGAACGUCUGCCGACAGUGUCUGACACAUUUGAGUUGCAAAUAUACAAAAAUUAUCUGAAAAAAAUAACACAUUAAAGAGCAUUAGAAACAUUUUAAGUUUCAUCUGUAACAUCUGGAGACACCAGAGCUCUAUAAACCUCAAACGGACAAAGUCGUCUGGCUGUCUGAAAUGUUCCUGUUGCAUAUCUUGCACUGUGCUGUCCGUCUUUUGCCGUUAUAAAAGUAAUUACGAUAGCCGAAGGUACAGGUGUUGUGCUUGAUUUGGUUCCCCCGUGAGAUUUUGUUUCCCCUGCCGCGGGAGCGCGCACGCCUUAUUUGGAAAGCGAAAAACCGAUGUCGUACGGCGUCGUAGGGCGUCAGCACUACGUUGUUUUCAAUAAAAACAUGAAGAACUCA
Syngnathus typhle (broad-nosed pipefish) is the source of this 3354-nucleotide messenger RNA. RefSeq names its product radial spoke head component 4A (gene rsph4a). The transcript has 7 exons. The coding region runs from base 191 to 1738 and encodes 515 amino acids. Gene Ontology annotation, biological process: axoneme assembly; cilium assembly; cilium movement involved in cell motility. Lineage: Eukaryota; Metazoa; Chordata; Actinopteri; Syngnathiformes; Syngnathidae. The record is from RefSeq and is a predicted model, not a curated record. Gene Ontology annotation, cellular component: radial spoke; axoneme.